Bipolaris sorokiniana ND90Pr is the source of this 756-nucleotide messenger RNA. RefSeq lists its product as uncharacterized. The transcript has a single exon. Lineage: Eukaryota; Fungi; Ascomycota; Dothideomycetes; Pleosporales; Pleosporaceae. Bases 1 to 756 code for a protein of 251 amino acids. The record is from RefSeq and is a predicted model, not a curated record.
AUGUUCGAGUCGCGUGUUCCAAUGCUUCGGCGCAUCCGCCAAUUCACCUCACCUGAGGAAUCCGUAGGAGAACUCAUGGCCCGAUGCUGCUGCCUCAAGUAUCCCCCAUGGCAAAAAGAUGACCUAUGCUUGGACGUCCGAGGCGAGGCCUUGAAAGCCUACAAUAGUUUCAGCCGCCUGGUAUGGAAGAAACUUGAGAACGAAUGCACUGAACGACCUGAUCGCUCGGGCCUCAUCAUCAGUGUGUAUAUGAUUGGCUACUCUCCACCUACAGCCAUCCCUGCUCUCGUGUUUGUAAGCAAGAACAGAAAUGCAGCCAAGGAGGCGCAGAAGAUUGUGAAGAAGUGUGGAAUCUUGAAGCGUUACCCUGGGUUCGAGACUGCGAUCAUGGAUCUCUUGCCUACUGGGUGUUUGGUCCUAGUCGCUCAGGGGCCAAAGAAAGAAACUCAAGAUAAUCUGUUCGUUCCAGGUCGGCGUGAUGUUUAUUACGAUCCCAGAUUCGAGAUUCAGUCGAUAGGAAUGGCACUGUAUGUACGGGACGACGAUGGAACAUUUCAGAAGGCUACUGGCAACGUGGUGGUUAGCAAACAGGGGACCUGGUACUUUACAGCCGCACACGUCGUCCAAGCACAAGAUGUGGCGACGGAGCCUGUUGUCGGAUGGGGCGAAGACACCAGUGUCGACGAUGACUCGGAUAGCGGUGACUUCAACGAUGACGACGACGAAGACCUCGAACUCCUAUCUCGAUAUAGCUAA